GAAUAAAUGUCGAAUAAAAACUAGUUCUUGUAGACAAGAUAUCGUGUAAGCGCUUACAGUCCUUAUUCUGAAUGAGCGGUGGUUUUAUUAAGUUUAACUAGUGAUUCUGUGAACUCCAGCUGACUAGGGCCCUAGGGGGCGAUUCACUGACCGAUCAGUCGAGGAAAUGAAUUGAUACGGUCUGAAUCGGUUAGUCAUCAUCAGCAGACGCAUUUUCGACAAGACGAUACGAGUAAUAUUUAAAAAAUCAAGUCGUGUCCCCAUAACCACAUUAAAUAAUUACUGAUAGUGUCAUUGUUGAGUGUUCUUUGUGAUCGCAUUGAUACGUACGCAAAGAUAAGCGGGCCUGUUUACCGUUUUCGCUAUUUUCUUUAUUACAUUUGUUUUGUACCGACGUCUGAAAUGUGUUUGCGUUGUAUUUUCACUCGUCAUUAAGGAUUCAAGGAUAUAGUGACUGUCAAUGGUGUCAAAUUGUGUUUUUGUGUCGUUGUUGGCUGGCGAUGGCAACAAACAGGAGCGGUGCGCAGCGGCCGAACGGCGCGCCGCAGACGAAGGUGUGCCAGUUCAAGCUGGUGCUGCUCGGCGAGUCGGCGGUGGGCAAGUCGUCGCUGGUGCUGCGCUUCGUGAAGGGCCAGUUCCACGAGUACCAGGAGAGCACGAUCGGCGCGGCGUUCCUAACGCAGACGCUCUGCCUCGACGAUACCACCGUCAAGUUCGAGAUCUGGGACACGGCGGGGCAGGAGAGGUAUCACAGUCUAGCGCCGAUGUACUACAGAGGUGCGCAGGCGGCCAUUGUAGUGUACGACAUAACUAAUCAGGACACAUUCGGUCGCGCCAAGAACUGGGUGAAGGAGCUGCAGCGGCAGGCGUCGCCGUCGAUCGUGAUCGCGCUCGCGGGCAACAAGAACGACCUCGCCGCCAAGCGGAUGGUCGAGUUCGACGAGGCGCAGGCCUACGCGGACGAGAACGGGCUGCUCUUCAUGGAGACGAGCGCCAAGACCGCCAUGAACGUGAACGACAUCUUUUUAGCUAUCGCGAACAAGUUACCAAAGAGCGAGAGCGGUGCGGGCGGGGCGGCGGGCGGCGCGCGGCGCCUCGCCGACGGGGACACGCCGCGCGCCUCCACCUGCUGCAAGUGAUACCCGCCGAGGCAGUGCGAGUGUGUCGGGGGUGGCGCGGUGCGCGGGGGCUGAGUUCAUUCGAAGAUUCACUAUUGGGUGACGGUGCAUUUAAGAUACGUAAUGUUAAGAGAAAAUAUUGUUAUGAACUAAUAAAAUAUUAA
Molecule: messenger RNA, 1282 nt
Organism: Colias croceus (clouded yellow)
Lineage: Eukaryota; Metazoa; Arthropoda; Insecta; Lepidoptera; Pieridae
Gene: Rab5
Product: ras-related protein Rab-5B
Exons: 7
Coding region: 501-1139 (212 amino acids)
Molecular function (GO): GTPase activity; GTP binding
Source: RefSeq, a predicted model, not a curated record